Orussus abietinus is the source of this 1438-nucleotide messenger RNA. It is a transcript of the gene TfIIEbeta, whose product is annotated as general transcription factor IIE subunit 2. Lineage: Eukaryota; Metazoa; Arthropoda; Insecta; Hymenoptera; Orussidae. Bases 168 to 1025 code for a protein of 285 amino acids. Gene Ontology annotation, cellular component: transcription factor TFIIE complex. The record is from RefSeq and is a predicted model, not a curated record. The transcript has 4 exons. Gene Ontology annotation, biological process: transcription initiation at RNA polymerase II promoter.
UUGUAGCAGGGUGAGGUUAUGUUAGUUCUGCGUGAAAGUUUCUUCGGGUAGAGAGUAGGUUCCUUUGCUCCAAGUUGCAUUUAAAUGCAGAGAGCGAUGUUAGAAUGUAUUUAAUGUCGAUUGCAGAUAUUAGAACUUGAAAUUGAGGCAAGAAAACACUAAAAAUCAUGGAUCCUGCGUUGCUGAGAGAGCGAGAGCUCUUUAAAAAGAGAGCUUUAACCACUCCGGCUGUCGAGAAGAAAAAAAGGGAGCCGGAGAAAGAUUCUAGUCGUGAUGAGCCAGCAAAGAAGAAGCCGAAGGUGUCUUCGGCUUCCUCGGCGCCGAAGCUGGACAUUGUCAACUACAAGACGAUGAGUGGCAGCUCUCAGUAUAAAUUUGGAGUUCUGGCAAAGAUCGUGAAGCACAUGAAAGCUAGGCAUCAGGACGGGGAUGAUCAUCCUUUGUCGUUGGAUGAAAUUCUGGACGAGACUAAUCAAUUAGAUGUCGGAUCCAAGGUAAAGCAAUGGCUGCUGACGGAGGCACUUCGGAAAAACCCAAAAAUUGAAGUGACACCUGAUUCGAGGUUUUCUUUUAAAGCUAUGUAUAAAAUAAAAGAUAAGAAAUCGUUGUUAAGGUUACUUAAACAACAAGACCUGAAAGGUCUUGGAGGGAUUUUAUUAGAAGACAUACAAGAAAGCCUGCCCCACUGUGAUAAGCACCUGAAGAGUUUGCAGAACGAAAUACUCUUCAUAACAAGACCUCUUGAUAAGAAAAAAAUAGUUUUUUACAAUGAUAAAACAGCACAGUUCCCGGUAGAUGAGGAAUUCCAAAAACUAUGGCGAGCUGUUGCUGUCGAUGCCAUGGAUGACCAAAAGAUAGACGAAUACCUUGAAAAACAGGGUAUACGAUCCAUGCAGGAUCAUGGUCCGAAAAAGCCAGCACCAGCUAAGAGGAAAAAGCCAGUCAACAAACGAAAGCAGUUUAAGAGGCCAAGGGACAACGAACAUUUAGCACAUGUUUUGGAGACAUACGACGAUACUAAAUAAAUUAACGUAAUUGCGAUGUAUAUUAUUAAUAACUUUCAACACUUUACUAAUUAUUGUGUCUGCCAGAAUAACGAAACGAAAACCUGAUGACUGUAAGGGGAAAAAUAUACUAUAUCUAUUUUUUAUAGAAAAUGAAUCAACAGUAUUAUACGCAUUCUUGGUUAAAGCAUUCCAUUUACAAAUUUCUAUGAUAUUACUCUGUUUAGUAUUUAAGGGUGAUAUUACUCACCUUAACUGCAUCGAUAAAUUAUAUGAUAAUUCUUCUAACUACUUAAAAAAGAAUGAAAUUUCGGGUUCGUAAGAAAAUGUAUCAAACCUUAACACUUUAUACACUUAGGGUAACAAAUGAGUCCUAGGUUUAUAUUCACUUUAUCAUUGUCAGUACAAAAUAAAUAUCCUUUAAUUAUGUUAAA